AUGUCGACGGAGGGCAGCCAGCCGACACCGACGUCUGAAGAUGACCAACAGCCCGGAGCCGCGCGGGCGGCGGCCACGCACCCCGCGCCACCGGCGCGCCACAUCAGCCUCAACAGCAACGAGCCGCUGGUGAAGCUCGUCUCGGCCAUUGAGCGGGUCUGCAUCUCCUACCUAAACGACAAGAACUGCGCGCCGUCGACGGAGUACUACAGGGGCGCUUGCCGCAAGAUGGUGCACGGCUUCGUCGACUUCGAGAUGGUCAGCCUGCCGACGAUCGAAUUCUUGAAGAAGAAUCUGACAAACUACUCGGAGGACCCGCUGCACUCGAUCGACUUCAACUGGAGCAUGUUCGCAAUUGCGAUCGUCGCCUCGGUGCUGGUGUCGGCUCUGAUGUUGACGCAUAUUCGGAUUAUUGCCUGCGUCGCCAUGGUGUUGCAAGGCUUGGCGCUGAUGCUGUUGGUGUUGCUCACGCAAUUGGCACGCAGUGGACUGCCGGAACAGUGGAACAAGCAGCAGCACGGGUCCCAUUUUGACAUCCGGAGCCCCGAGCGACUGUUGAAAAUUGAUACCUGGCGCUACGCCCUGAUCAUGUGCCUCCGGUCCCAAGCGCUCGGCCAGGGGGUCAUACCGGCCAUCGGAGUCUAUGCUCCGUCGAGGAGGAAUAUCCUAAAGUGGAUCAUCAUGGCGGCCCUCGGCGAUCUCCUCUCGUCCCUAAUUUACACCUACUAUUUUGAUGGUCUCCUGAUCAUGUUCUCGGAGCGCACGAUCGAGAUGGUCAGCCCGCACGACUUUCUGAAGGACGACAUCUCCAUGCUGUUCGGCCUCCCCAUGCAGUCCCUCUCCUACUACGGCGAGCCGAAAUACGUACGGAUCCACGCACUCCUCAUCUGCGUGCUGAUGUUCAACAGCUUGAUCAGCAUCGCCAUCUCCCAGCACCAAUUCCUGCGCUCGUUCUUCCCAUUUGAGCGCCGGGCAUUCAACGGCUUGCUGACGGCCGGCUGCCUGAUCAUCACCUCGAUCCCGUUCCUAUAUGCGAAUUUCGAGGUGGCGGUGAAGAUCUACCUGUCGUCACGCCUUCAGCUGGCCGUCGUCGGCGUCAUGUUGACGGCGGUGAUGAUGAUCGCGUGCUAUGGAAUGGAGCAGUGCUGGUUCGACCACACGCGCCUGAUGGAACCCCUGACGCGCUCGUCGCAAAAGUGGCGCAAGCUGUGCCGUCGUCUCCUUGGCCUCUACCAACACGCCGUGCCCGUCGCCAGCUUCCUCAUCAUCGCCUCGGUGUUCCAGUUUGGAGGCGAUGGACCCCAGUUUGACCUUUUGAUGUUCGCCUCCAUCGCGUCGUUCAUCAUCUUCCCCGGCUGGUAUCUCUACAUGGGCUGGUGGAACGAGCUGAUGACGGUCCAGCCGGGGCUGCCCUCCUACAAGUUGCUGCGCGUGCCACUGAUUCGC
Messenger RNA from Mesorhabditis spiculigera, 1446 nucleotides. NCBI's taxonomy places the organism in Eukaryota, Metazoa, Nematoda, Chromadorea, Rhabditida, Rhabditidae. The record is from the annotation of a GenBank genome assembly.